AAGUAGUAGAGGAGGCAUCUCGCCAUGUUGUAGCAACACCACCUCAGCGAAGCACUACGCCCCGCACUUCUUUUAAUCAAGGGUCGACCCGUAUUGGACCGCCGUCGAAGAAGCUCGAGCCCUCACGCUAUCGGCAGGCAACCCUGAGUUUCGGGCGGUCGCAAAACACUCCCGCUCCGACUCUGCACGUCGUCCCUCCUGUUGUUUCAGGACCAUCUACAGCUCCGACUUCGUCAUCGGACACCGAACUUGAAGACGUGGCCGAACGAAAGUACCAGGAGGCUCUCUGGCAAUUUAAAAAGCGGUGGAGUACUGACUUUCCUUGGCUUGUGCUUAAUCAGACCCGUGCAGGAUUCCCGGCUUUGAAGUGGAAGCCCUCGCGGCCAGAGAUGCUGCCAACGCGCUGCCUGAGCUGGGAAUUGUGGAUGCCAUCAUCCGCGCGGUUGCUGAGCUGCUGGGGCGUUCACACAACUGGCACAAGAUGUUCAAGGACCUCCAAAAGAUCUUCACGGCGACAAAUCUGGAGAUGCAAGGGAUUCACCUUGUUCGGUGGCUCAGUCGUGGCGGCGCCAUUCUGAGGCUAGUGGCGGUGCUUCCUGCCGUCAUCGUUCUGCUGCACCUCUACGACAAACCCAUGUACCACAUCGUCACAUCGUACAAGUUUCACUUUUUCCUGUACUUCCUCGCCGACGUGCACGAGGAGCUCAACAGCCUCAAUCUGCUGUUCCAGAAGCGCGAGAUCGACCUGACGGGCGUGCAGUCGCAGGUACGGCGAACGAUCGUCUUCAUUCGUUCGCGCUACGUCAACUGCGGGCCUAACUUCGGCACGAACAGCGAUCGCCUGUCCAAGUUUCUGGAGCGCCACGCCAGCAACCGAGAUGUGAUCGUGCAGGGCGUCGAUGCAGACGGAAUGGAGCGAGUGCAUCAAUUCGAGCUUCACGAGGAGCCGCUGCCAAACUACACCACUGCCCGCGGCGACAAAGCUUCCUGCACGCUCACCUGUCGCUCCUACGCGACCGAGCUCAUCUACAACGUGCAGCUGCGGCUCGGCGACCUUGAGCGGCUCAACGGGUCAAAGCUGUGGAUGCCCCGAACAUGGCCGCGGAACACGGAGGCGAGGGACGAGGAGUGCGCCGAGCACUUUGACAGCGUGGUCGAACUCUUCCACGCCAGCGACCGCGUUGAAAUUCUGCCAGGAGUCGACAAGCGGCUGGCACGCAAGGAACUCAGCACCCUCGUGCCAGUGCUUGCUGGUGUGCCAAAAGAGGAGCAGCCAUUCCAUGCCGGACUUGCAGCCAUCCUGGAGACCAGCGACUGGCCGCGCAGCUACCCGAAUCUCGUGCGCCUGUGGGUGGCUGUGGCAGUGCUUCCUCUCAGCACUGUUGAGUGCGAGAGGGGAUUCUCGCGACAAAAUGUGAUUAAGAGCUGGAACCGGACGAGUCUGUGCAACGGGAAGCUGGAGGAUCUGAUGUGCAUGAGUUUGCUAGAGUAUGACAUGAACUGGGAUAGGGUCAUUGAGGUGUGGCGCGGCAUGAAGAAGAGACGGCCAAGGAGGGCCCACCAGAGCGAAGUGCGUGCGAGGAAGUCUGCCAAGGGCAAAGAGAAAGUGGUGGUGUUGUCCGAAGAGGAGCAUGAUGAUGAGGCACGAGCGGACGAUGAGAACAGCUGCUCCAGCAGCGGGUUUAGUUCUAGUGAUGAUGAGGAGGAUGGUGGAAACUUCUGAGUCGAGCCACAUGUAUGCUGCAGUACUGUGAAUAUUGAUUAUCUCUGGUGUUA
Messenger RNA from Closterium sp. NIES-67, 1776 nucleotides. Lineage: Eukaryota; Viridiplantae; Streptophyta; Zygnematophyceae; Desmidiales; Closteriaceae. The record is from the annotation of a GenBank genome assembly.